This is a messenger RNA of Neurospora hispaniola, 676 nucleotides long. RefSeq lists its product as uncharacterized. The coding region runs from base 93 to 494 and encodes 133 amino acids. NCBI's taxonomy places the organism in Eukaryota, Fungi, Ascomycota, Sordariomycetes, Sordariales, Sordariaceae. The transcript has a single exon. The record is from RefSeq and is a predicted model, not a curated record.
UCACGAAAGGAUACAGAUAGGUACAGGACCAUAGCUUGGAUGACGAAACGGUGAGAACGGUGAACAACACAACUUGAUCGUUGGUUGGUCUUAUGCCUAGGUGUCUUGGGAGCUUGGCUACUCAGCCACCCGGGGACGCCGUUGUGUGUCAAAAGACUUGGUUGAAGAUCACGACGGAUACAAGCACCAUAGUAAUGCUAUUUUCACAGCCGUGUGCCAAUGGCUAUAUCAAGAAUCAUGUUGCUGGUUGCGGCAUGAUCGUCAUUCGGAUGUCUUGCAGCAAAACGUUAACCAAUAACCAUCCUAUGCGCAAGUCCUUCUUUAUCAGCACCUCCGGGCUCGCCGAACACGAUCCUCGGAUGUGUUGCCAGAGAGCGGGCGGGAAGAACCGCUUGAACGAUGUGUCAUGGCAGCGGAGAACGGUCUCGCAGGAUUAUAACCAGUCUUCGCUUCCAACUCUCCAAGCCAUGGCCACAACACCUCUAACAACUUAGAGUCUAGUUGAGGAACAAAAGCCGACAAACCUGACGCCCCAUCAAAUGCAUCUUUGGUCUUUCAUUGAUUCAACUCCUUGUAUCAUCUUUGAAGAACAACGCCCACCGAAAUCCCUGGUUUGAGUUUAUGUUCCAAAACUUCUUCCUCAGCUGACAACUCGUUUCAGCACUUGUGGGGAUCC